Molecule: messenger RNA, 1367 nt
Organism: Dalotia coriaria
Lineage: Eukaryota; Metazoa; Arthropoda; Insecta; Coleoptera; Staphylinidae
Exons: 2
Coding region: 147-1025 (292 amino acids)
Source: RefSeq, a predicted model, not a curated record
GCCCAUUAUGUGCUCGCGCCACGGCACCACACGCUAGCCAUACCGCCAUACGGCCGCCGAGAAAAACAGAGUGAAGUGCAAAGCGAGCAAACAGACAACAGCGACAACAGCAGUCAGCAGCAGAAACGUAUACAUACACACAAGUAAUGGCGACGCUGACAGCUGCUCUGCUGCAGAAUAUCGAAAAGAACACGCCGCGCUCGAAGAGAAAAUUGCAGAAGCACCUGAGGAGCUCUGGGUUGGCGUACAUCUCGCGAACCGGAAAAUUAAUACCAGCCAAGAGGGUGGCAGAUGAACUAUGUCAAUGUCCACAAAAAUGUGAUGACCGUGUGCCUAUUGAAGUCCGCGAACGUCUCUUCGCGCAUUUCUAUGGAUUGGGCGACACCGACAUGCAGAAUGCGUUUCUGCGCGACCACAUGGAUGUGCGAGCGCGUCUCAACUUGCCCGAAAUGACCACAAGCGGAAGGUCGCCGCGACGCAUCACGUGCAAAUACCUCGUGCCCAUUCUGCCAGCGGGCGAGACGGUCGACGUGUGCCAAAAGGCCUUCGUCAGCGCGUUCGUUAUCACGACGAAACGCGUGCGCUUGCAGCGCGAGAAACUCAUCAGCAGCAUGGGUCUCAACAGCUACGGGCCGAAUCGCAACGCUAAAACCGCUUCACCCAGCAGCGAGAAUUGCCUACGGCGUGGCCGUGAUUACGAUAUGGCGAUCGGCGACGACGAGGACGACGACAGUGAUGACGGCACGGCCACGUCGCAGCCCAACAAGAAAGUCCUCAAAAUACCGUCGCAACUCGAAAUGAUUCGUUGUGAUAAAAUCAACAAUAAUCACGCGUCGACGACGAAGUCCUGCAGGCGGCGCUUCGUCGACGAUCCGAUGAUUCCCUUCGGGCUGGUGGUGCCCGAUAGCGUUACCAUUGCGCCGGUCACCGCCACCGCCGACCACGAUCGCGACAUCGCCAUCGUCAACAAUUUCUUCUCGAACCAGCUCUGGAAGCCCGAGUAUAUUUUGGGCACAUAUUCAUGAUGUGCACCGGCGACGACCGCUGGACGUUCACCGCCACCGCACGAAUUUACCACAGUACUUAGACUAAUUUAUAUAUACUAUAUGUGAAACAGCAGGCGAGAUAUAUGCGUGAUGAGAUGGAUACCAAGCAAAGCAAAUGAUACAUUUCUACAACUAUACCUAAGGAUUCAGAUUACCUAUAUACGUAUUGUUACAUUUAUAUUUAUAUAAAGAUGAUAGUCUAUUCAAUUUACUUAUUCUUAAUACUAUUGACACGAUGCAAACACAAUUAUAUUUGAGCAUGUUGUAUUUGAUGGAAGUAUAUCGAUUGUUUUCAAAUAAAGAUUGUUUUAUAGCAAAAAA